AUGGUACCUUCCUGCUCGCCGGAAACCCAAACCCUCAAAAAACCGCCGCCCAAAAACACCAAUCCCCUGAGAAACGCGCUCAACACCGUCAAGAUCCACAUUAGCUCGCACCCACGAUUCUGGCUCUUCAUCACCUUCCUAUGGGUCCAGGCCCUCAUUAUCUCCAUCGUCCGCACCCCGCCGCCCUGCUUCCCCGACCGCUCCGCACCCGUCGCCAUUUCCGCCGCAGUCGCCCCUGUCCGCUACCUCCCUCUACCCAACGACGCCGUGCCAACCAACGCCACCAAACCCCUGCCCCUGCCCCAAUCUCCCGCCCCUCCCUACACCGAUGAAUGCCCCUCCGGCAGGAUCUACGCCUACGACCUCCCCGCCGCCUUCAACCGGGAUCUGGUCCUCCCCGACUGCACGGACCUCGACCCCUGGAACUGGGAGUGCGGCAUCAUCUCCAACCAUGGCUACGGCCGCAACGCCGCCGAGCUCCGUCGCCUCCUUCCCGGAGACCUCCACAGGUCCUGGUACCACACUAACCAGUUCACCUCCGAGGUCAUCUUCCACCACCGUGUACUCCGGCACAGGUGCCGGACCACGUCGCCGGAGUCCGCCACCGCGUUCUACAUCCCGUUCUACGCCGGCCUCGCUGUGGGGAAGCACCUCUGGUCGAACGACACCUCCGGACGCGACCGCCACUGCAAGAUGAUGCUCCGGUGGGUCCGGAACCAGACCCACUGGAGGAGAUCCAACGGCUCUGACCACUUCAUGACGAUCGGCCGGAUCACUUGGGACUUCCGGCGUCUGACAGACCCAGGCAGGUCGUGGGGCUCCAGCUUCCUCAACAUGCCCUUGAUGCAGAAGGUCACUCGCCUCAUCGUGGAGAAAUACCCCGGAGACGAGAUGGACGUUACUGUGCCCUACCCUACUGGAUUCCACCCCAAGACAAAGGACGAUCUCGCCGAGUGGCAGGAUUUCAUCCGUGCCCGCGAAAGGCCCAGCCUCUUCACUUUAAUCAAGGAAACAAAUGGCGAAUGGGCGGCAAACGACUUUCGUGCCCAGCUGAUGGGCUACUGUAAGAAGGAGCCGAGUUUAUGCUGGGCCGUCGAUUGCGCCUUGACUGAGUGCCCGACUAACUCAUCCGUGAUUCUGAGUGCGCUUUUAGGAUCUGAGUUUUGUCUGCAGCCGAAAAGGGAAAGUUUCACGAGUCAGGCAAUUUUCGAUUGCAUGGUGGCCGGCUCGAUUCCUGUAUUUUUUACAAAGACAUCUUAUGAGCAAUAUGAGUGGUACUUGCCUGGUGAUCCGGAUAGCUUCUCGGUUUUCAUUGACCAAGAGGGGGUGAGGAACGGGACGGUGUCUGUAAAGCAAGUGUUGUCGGGCUAUAACAAAGAGGAGAUACGAAAGAAGAGGGAGAAAGUGGUAGAGACUAUACCAAGGAUAAUUUACGCCAAACCGAAUGGGGGUAUCAAGAGUUUUAAGGAUGCGUUUGAUAUUGCCCUUGACGGGGUUAUGGAGAGGAUUAAGGAGGAAAAAGAAUGGGCCGAUUUCUUGAGAUGA
Molecule: messenger RNA, 1545 nt
Organism: Striga hermonthica
Lineage: Eukaryota; Viridiplantae; Streptophyta; Magnoliopsida; Lamiales; Orobanchaceae
Source: the annotation of a GenBank genome assembly